Papaver somniferum (opium poppy) is the source of this 458-nucleotide messenger RNA. RefSeq names its product putative SWI/SNF-related matrix-associated actin-dependent regulator of chromatin subfamily A member 3-like 1. Gene Ontology annotation, molecular function: ATP-dependent chromatin remodeler activity; ATP binding. NCBI's taxonomy places the organism in Eukaryota, Viridiplantae, Streptophyta, Magnoliopsida, Ranunculales, Papaveraceae. Bases 20 to 325 code for a protein of 101 amino acids. The transcript is spliced from 2 exons. The record is from RefSeq and is a predicted model, not a curated record.
ACUGAGUGGUGCAUACGAUAUGCAUUUUCCAAUGGCUUUCUUGAGGUUUGAACCAUUUUCCAACAAGAAGAAUUGGCGAAGUCUUGUCCAGCUACCCAUCCAGAAAGGAAAAAAGGAUGGGUUAUCACGUUUGCAGGAUAUAAUGGCCACCAUUUCUCUGAGAAGAUUAAAUAGUGAUCCUCUGGUUGGACUACCGCCUAAAACUAUAGAAACUUGUUUUGUGGAGCUCUCUUCUGAAGAACGAGAGAAGUAUGACCAAAUGGAAAUGGAUUAUCAAUGUGUGGUUCGAAAUUAUUUGCAUCUUGGUCGGGAGGUUUUUUUUUGAUCGAAAGAGAAAUUUUAUAUAGAGAAGAAGAAUGUACAUGUAAAUCUACCAGAGGUAGAACAGAAAAGAACAAAUAAACAAAUUACAAAAAGAUAGAGUUCCAAUUUUGAAUCUGUGAAGACACAAAAUCCUG